Molecule: messenger RNA, 1379 nt
Organism: Suillus paluster
Lineage: Eukaryota; Fungi; Basidiomycota; Agaricomycetes; Boletales; Suillaceae
Product: glycoside hydrolase family 18 protein
Exons: 5
Coding region: 114-1349 (411 amino acids)
Biological process (GO): carbohydrate metabolic process; chitin catabolic process
Cellular component (GO): extracellular region
Molecular function (GO): chitin binding; chitinase activity
Source: RefSeq, a predicted model, not a curated record
AAUUUGCAAGAAUACAUUACCGGGACAGGUUUUGAUUUCGAUUUCACCAAGGAUGGCGAAAAAGCUAUAAGAAGUCGUCACCGCGAUCUCCCAGAAUAUUCCUCAUCCCUCGCAUGCUAUCCAUCUUCGCUAUACCUCUUGUUGCCUUGUCCGCAGUAGGCGCGAGCACACCCGCCGCCCGCUCCACUACACCUGUCGUAGCAACCUGGUAUGCCGGCUGGCACGCCACUGUGGGAUUUCCGCUCUCUUCAGUUAGUUGGGAGAAGUACAACACGCUGUACUACUCAUUUGCAGAGACCACCUCAGACGUCACCCGUCUUAGCCUCGACGGCUCUGAUGGCGAUCUGCUCCCUCAGUUUGUCUCUGAGGCCCAUGCACAUGGUGUUAAGGCCCACAUUGCUGUCGGAGGAUGGACUGGCAGUGUUUGGUUCUCUUCUGACCUUGCCACCGCAGAAAACCGGACGGCAUUUGUCAAAACCGUGGCAGAUUUUGCAUUACAGUACGACCUUGAUGGCAUCAAUUUCGACUGGGAGUCUCCAAACAAUCAGGGAAUUGGUUGCAACACCAUUAGCGUGAAGGACACGGCAAAUUUCCUCGUAUUCCUCGAAGAGCUUCGCAAAAACCCAGUGGGGGCAAAACUCACCCUCUCUGCCGCCGUAGGAUUGACACCCUUCUUUGACGCUACCGGGAAACCCUUGACUGACGUUACUGGGUUUGCGAAGGUCCUCGAUUACGUCGCAGUGAUGAAUUAUGACGUUUGGGGCUCUUGGUUUCCGACUGUGGGGCCAAACGCACCAUUGAACGACACCUGCGCCUCGUCCGCGAACCAACAGGGCUCUGCCGUUUCUUCAGUCAAGGCUUGGACGGACGCAGGGAUGCCUGCCAACCAGAUUGUGCUUGGUGUUGCUUCCUACGGUCACUCGUUCAACGUCUCUCCCUCUGACGCUUUCGCGUCCGGCACGAAGACACUGGCUGCAUACCCCGCUUUCAAUGCCUCGAAUCAACCUUUGGGUGAUUUAUGGGACAACGUUGGCGGUGUCGACGUCUGUGGGGUGUACGAGGGCUCCGGUGGCACUUUCAACUUCUGGGGUCUCAUUGACAACGGCUUCCUCACCAAACAAGGCAAGCCUGCUAAGGGCAUCUACUAUAGAUAUGACGAGUGCAGCCAGACGCCGUACGUAUACAAUGAGACCUCACAUGUUAUGAUUUCGUUCGACAACGUCCAGUCAUUUUCUGCCAAGGGCAAGUAUAUCAAAAAGACUGGGCUGCGCGGUUUCGCAAUGUGGGAGGCGGGUGGUGAUUACAAGGAUAUGCUCCUUGACUCUAUCAUCAAUGCUGUCGGGUAUUAGAUACGUCGCCGCUAAUACACUCUUCUGCUU